GCGGCCUCUAGUGGACAAGUGACAGCCCCAGAGAGAGAAUGGCGUCCCCGUCCCCGUGGUCCCCGGCCCUGCGCGUGCUGGCGCUGGGCCUCGCGCUGCUGGUGCCGCUGGCCGCGUGCGCGCCCACAGCCUCGCGGGGACCCUUCUCCCUGGACGACUUCAUCAACGCCAAGUUCACGACCAGGUCUUUCAAGGGGACUUGGGUUGCCGACAACACCUUGCGGUUUUUCAAUUCGACAACGAAGGAAGCAGUCUUGUACAACCUGGAGAACCAAUCAACGACGGUUUUGGUGCCCCGCGAAGUCCUGAGAAAGUACACGGAUAGCUCUAUUGACUCGUACUCCAAAGACGGCCGGCUGGCCGCCAUCGCGUACGACACAACCAAGCUCUACAGACAUUCCACGACGUCCAGAUUUGUAAUUUACGAUACGCAGACUGGAGCGACUUCCCCAGUGCACGGAGCCACUCCGCUGCGGACCCUGGUGUGGGCGGGCCAGCACUCCAUCGUGUGGGUGCAGGGCAGCGACGUGUUCUACCGCAAGGACGCCAUGACCGCUGGGCCCGAUGUACAAAUCACGACCACCGGCGAGGAUGGCAUCAUCUUCAACGGCAUCCCGGACUGGGUCUACGAAGAGGAGGUUCUGGCGUCUGGCUCGGCCCUGUGGCCUUCCCCCGACGGCCGCAUGCUGGCCUUCGCCUCCUUCAACGACACCUUCGUCAACCACACCUUCUACUUCAAGUAUGGCGGCGAGAGCGGGCAGGAGACGCCGCAGUACCCCACGCUCGUCAACAUCACGUACCCCAAGGCUGGCACCCCGAACCCCGACGUCCACCUGAUGCUCGUGGACCUGGACAAGGUGGCCCAGACCAGCACCGUGGACCUCAUCGACAUCCUGCCGCCCGCCGAAGUGACCAGUGACCACAUUCUAUACGGCUGCUUCUGGACUGCGAACCGCCUUCUGGCUUCGUGGACCAAUCGAGUGCAGAACAUCAACAUCAUUUCCAGCUACGACAUGAACGGCCAACACCAGAAACAGGCGUGGAACCUGACCGAGGAAGCGGGUUGGGUGGACCCGCCCGUGCUGCAGAUGCACUCGACCGGGCGGCGCGCGGCGGCCAUCCUGCCGAAGGACGACUACCCCCACCUCGCCGUGCUCACGUUCGCCGACGACGACACCGCCGACACCGCCGUCAGCUACCUCAGCAAGGGCGACGCCACCGUGCUCAGCAUCCUGGGCUGGGACGAAGCGCGGGGCCACCUGUACUACGUCCAGACGCUCCCCGAGGACCCCGCCAAGCGCCACGUGUACCGCGUCGAGGUGCCCGGCGAGGACAACAACCAGGUCGCCAGCGAGCCGGCCUGCCUGACGUGCCACAUCAAGUCCCCGGAGAGGAACGACUGCACGUACGGCGACGGCUCCUUCAGCACCAGCUUCACCUACGCCGCGCUCUACUGCCUCGGCCCGGACCCCGCCUUCUACGGGCUGUACCGCCUGCAGACGGCCUCGGUGCCCGAGCACAUCAUGACCUGGGACGACAACUCCGAGGUGCGCGCGCUGCUGUGGACGCGGCAGCGCCCCGAGUACAUCGACGAGUGGUACCCGGUGGAGGGCGGCUUCCAGGCGCGCGUGCGGCUCAUGCUGCCGCAGGGCAUGGACAAGAGCGGCGCCACCAAGUACCCGCUGCUGGUCUACGUGUACGCGGGCCCGGACUCGAACCAGGUGACGACGGCCUUCUCCGUGGCGUUCGGCGACUACCUGUGCACCAACCGGAAGAUCAUCUACGCCCUGAUUGACGGCCGAGGCUCGGGCCGCAACGGCAGGAAGAAGAUGCACGCCUUGUACAGGCACCUGGGCACCGUGGAGAUCCAGGACCAGAUCGCCGUCGCCGACCAGGUGAAGAACAAGUGGAAGUUCGUGGACCCCGCCCGCACCGCCAUCUGGGGCUGGAGCUACGGUGGCUUCUCCACCGCGCACGCCAUGGCGCAGGACACCGGCGGCGUCUUCUGCUGCGGCCUGUCCGUCGCCCCCGUCACCAGCUUCAUCUACUACGACACGAUCUACACGGAGCGCUACAUGGGGCUGCCGACCGCGGAGGACAACCUGGGCGGCUACAACGGCACGGACGUGACGCGCAGGGUGGACAACUUCCGGAACAAGAAGUACAUGCUGAUCCACGGCAACGCGGACGACAACGUGCACUACCAGCAGUCCAUGGAGCUGUCGCGCGCCCUGGAGGAGAAGGACAUCAUGUUCCAGCAGCAGAGCUACCCGGACGAGGCCCACGCACUGGCGGGCGUCAAGAAGCACGUGUACCACACCAUGGACGACUUCUGGACGCGCGCCUUCAAGCUGCCCAAGCCCGACUGGGCCAACGAGCUGUGAGGUGUAGGUUCACCACCUUGUGCCAAAGAUUGUACCUGUCCCUUCAGUGUUGACUGAAAACAAAAGUCAGACAACACUUAUUUUGUACGAACGUUUCACAGUAUGUUAAUUUAUCAUAAGAAAGGGGAGGAAAGACUAGUAAAGACAAAAAAAUAGAGAAAACUAACUGAAAUAAAACACGAAAAUACGAAGAGGGCA
Thrips palmi is the source of this 2582-nucleotide messenger RNA. Its product is annotated as venom dipeptidyl peptidase 4-like. Gene Ontology annotation, molecular function: serine-type peptidase activity; dipeptidyl-peptidase activity. Lineage: Eukaryota; Metazoa; Arthropoda; Insecta; Thysanoptera; Thripidae. Gene Ontology annotation, biological process: proteolysis. The transcript has 16 exons. The coding region runs from base 39 to 2384 and encodes 781 amino acids. The record is from RefSeq and is a predicted model, not a curated record.